ACAGCCAAGCUUCAGCUGUAAUUUUUUAAUUAGAGUAAGAAGUACUUCGGAAAAUGGAGAAACGGGUGGCGAUCGUAGGGGCAGGAACCAGCGGCCUGCUCGCAUGCAAGUACACGUUGCAGAAGGGUUUUAACCCAACUGUUUUUGAAGCUAAAGAGAGCGUAGGAGGAUUAUGGACUCAUACUAUAGAGUCGACCAAGCUCCAAAAUGCCAAAGAAACCUACCAAUUUUCAGAUUUCCCUUGGCCUUCUUCAGUGCAAGAAGUGUUUCCUACUCACACUCAAGUGCUGAGGUAUCUUGAGUCCUAUGCUCAACACUUUGGCAUCAUUCCUUACAUUAAAUUCAACUCCAAAGUCAUCAACAUAGACUACGUUGGAGAGUCUUAUGAAGAGAUGGAGUCAUGGGAUCAAUGGGGUGGAACCGGAAAGCCUUUUGGCUCUCGAGGGAAAUGGCACAUUCUCGUACAAGACACUAAAUCUUGCUCCACAGAGGCGUACCAAUUUGAGUUUGUGGUUCUUUGUAUUGGAAGAUUCAGUGGUCUCCCAAAUAUACCAGAGUUCCCUCCAGAUCAAGGCCCAGAAGUCUUCAAUGGUAAGGUGAUUCAUUCCAUGGACUACUCUGAUAUGGACAAGGUGAGUGCAGCAGAACUUAUCAGAAGAAAGAGAAUUGCAGUUGUUGGUUCAUUGAAAUCGGCAAUUGACAUUGCAGCAGAAUGCGCGAAUGCAAAUGGAGUUGAGUACCCUUGCACAUUGAUUCAGAGGACUGCUCACUGGUUUCUCCCCAGUGGCUCUUUGUGGGGUGUAAGCCUUGGCUUCUUGUGCUUCAAUCGCUUUUCAGAGCUGUUGGUUCAUAAGCCUGGUGAAACAUUCCCAUAUAAGUUUUUGGCAACCAUGCUUUCACCCUUGCGAUGGGCAGUCUCAAAAUUUGCUGAAAGCUAUCUUAGAUGGAAAUCCCCAUUAAAGAAAUAUGGAGUGAUACCUAAACAUAGCUUUCUUCAAGAUUUCUCUUCAUGUCGGAUUGGAAUGCUGCCUGAAAAAUUUUAUGACAAAGUGGAUGAGGGAAGCCUUGUCUUAAAGAAAUCACAAAGCUUUAGCUUCUAUAAAGAAGGUUUGAUCAUUAAUGGAGAAGAACCUCAGCAGCUAAAAGCAGAUCUUGUAAUUCUAGCCACAGGAUACAAGGGUGACCAAAAGCUUAAAAACAUGUUCGAAUCUCAAAUCUUCCGAAAGUACAUUGUUGGUUCAGCAACAUCAAUAGUUCCUCUCUAUAGGCAGAUUAUUCAUCCUCGGAUCCCACAAGUUGCAGUGAUAGGAUAUGCAGAGAGUUACUUCAAUUUGGGUACCUCUGAAAUUAGAUGUCAAUGGCUUGCACAUUUCCUUGAUGGGAAUCUUGAACUGCCUAGAAUAAGAGACAUGGAGAAGGAAAUCAUAAUGUGGGAAAAUAACAUGAAGCAAUAUGAUGGGAGAUAUUUUCGGAACUCGGGUAUUGCGAGCUCUAAUAUUUGGUACAAUGAUCAGUUGUGCAAAGACAUGGGAUGUAAGCAUAAAAGAAAGAAGGGAAUAUUUGCAGAGUAUUUUCAACCAUAUGGACCGUUGGAUUAUGCAGGUCUCCUCAGUAAAUAACAAGAAAUGAAUAUCAGAAAUAAAUAAACACAUUUGCUAGCUUGAUGCAUGUGUCUCAUCCUCUCUUGUCCUUUUUUUUUUUUUUACUUGUAUUCAAUACCAAACAACUUGCAUAUUUGCUAAGCGUCUGUAGUUUUACCCUUUCAAAAUAUGUUCUCCGAACUCAGUCUAUUGUUUGGAUUUCUAUCGGUUCUAAGGCUAUUUUAUGAACUUUUAAGAUUGACAGAGUAUGCAAACCUAAAAAAGCAGCCUUAGCCAAGAUAAAGCUGGUGUGGGGGCUAUACUUAGGGAUGAAAGGGGCUGUGUUAUAAUGGCCAAGUAAAGUUGAGAACGAGGUUGAUGAUCCAGAAACAGUGGAAUUGGUUGCUAUGCUUCGAGGUCUUCAAUUUUGUCUUCAGUCAGGUAUCUCUAGACUAAUUCUGGAAUCUGAUUGUUUGGUGUUGAUUAACGAGCUACAAAGACUAGCUGCAACUUCUAUUUCAAAGGUGAGGAAUCUGUUGAAAGAAGCCCAAGCUUUGAUGACACGUUUUAGUGUGUAAUUGUCAACAUGUAAACAGGUUGGGUAAUGAGGCAGCACAUAAGUUGGCUGCAUGGAAUAUUGAUGAUAUUGUUAUGUGGGGGGGCCAUGUUCCAGUCUGUUGCCUAAGCUGUUUGGGUUGAUAAAAAUUCUUUGUAAUUCUGUUAUUUGAUGAAA
Messenger RNA from Juglans regia (Persian walnut), 2313 nucleotides. Its product is annotated as probable flavin-containing monooxygenase 1. Gene Ontology annotation, molecular function: flavin adenine dinucleotide binding; NADP binding; N,N-dimethylaniline monooxygenase activity. The transcript is spliced from 5 exons. The coding region runs from base 54 to 1619 and encodes 521 amino acids. Lineage: Eukaryota; Viridiplantae; Streptophyta; Magnoliopsida; Fagales; Juglandaceae. The record is from RefSeq and is a predicted model, not a curated record.